AUGUUGCUAUUUUUAGCCCUACCUAUCAUCUUUCUUUACCUCUAUUACAAGUUACAUUAUCGUCGAUUCCGCAAAUAUGCAAACUUUCCUCAGCUGAAAUCAUCCCUCGUCUGGGGGCAUCUCCAAACCCUUCGCAAGGUCCAUAAAGAUCGAGACCGCGUUGAUGGAGACAUUGAUCCGGUCUUUGGCGACCUCAUGGAGCAAGCCGGCAACCCUCCGGUUUUAUUCAUUGACUUUUGGCCACUGAACGAACCCAUGCUCCUGAUCAGAAACCAUGACGUAGCCGAGCAGGUUUCGAAGCAAUCCCAGCUAUGGCCUUACAGCCUACCGAAGUCGCCUUCGUUCAAGGAAUAUCUGCCGCUCGUUGGCGACCAUUCGUUGAUUUGGGAAUCUGGUGAUCACUGGAAGACAUUGCGCAAACUCUUCAAUCCUGGCUUUGCGCCCAAGCAUUUGAUGACUUUGUUGUCGGUCGUCCUCGACAAAACAAAGAUCUUCGUGCAGAUUUUAGACGAGGAUGCGGCCAAGGCAGAUGUGUUUGAUUUGUCCUCCCCCUGUACUAACCUCACGUUCGAUAUAAUCGGAGCUGUGACUAUGGAUGAAGAUCUCCACGCCCAAGAUCCGGACGUACUCCAGAAUGACUUCAUCCAAAAUUACAAACGGUUUGCCGCGACGUACCGUGACGAUGGUUCUCCAUCAUUAUUGCCUUCUUUCAGUGUACGCUGGGAGCGACGACGGCUUGGACAGGCCUUGGAUACCUUUCUCGGGGACGUUGUUCGACGGAAAUUCGAUCUCUACAAAGCAGACAGUAACACGACAAGUCGCAUUGUCCUCGCCCUCAGCCUGAAAGACAUCAAUGUCCUCACUCAACCCAUUAUGGACGACAUCAUUAGCGCAUUAAAGACGUUCCUGUUCGCUGGGCACGACACGACAAGCAUUUUGUUACAAUGGGCCUUGUAUGAGCUUUCAAGCAAUCCGCAAAUACUUGCGCGCAUGCGGAACGAACUAGAUCGGGUUUUCGGCCAGAGUGCUGAUCUAGAUCGUGUCCUUGAAAUGAUUUAUAAAGGCGGAGAAGAGGUCGUUGGUCAGCUGAAGUACACGUCUGCGGUCAUAAAGGAGGUUUUGCGGUUGCAUCCUCCAGCUGCGACAGCGAGAUACUCCCCUCCAGCAACCGGAUUCCACUUGGUUUUACCUGAUGGUAGCCGUGUUUGCGCCGACGACUUGAUGUUAUACAACUGCAACUACUUGAUCCAUCGAGACCCGCAGGUCUACGGGGAAACAAAGGAUGAUUUCGUCCCGGAAAGAUGGCUUGAUGCGUCAGCUACCGAUCCCCAAGCCAGUGCCAAAUUUGAAAACGGUCACAUCCCCCCCUCAUCUUGGAGGCCAUUUGAGAGGGGACCACGGAAUUGCAUCGGGCAGGAAUUAGCCAAUAUUGAGGCCAAGGUGAUUCUUGUUGUUCUUGUCGGCCGAUACGACUUCGUUAAGCAAGGACUGGGCAGUCCUAUUCUUGGAGUAAAUGGCGAUCCAUUGCUGGACGCGAAAGGAAGGCACAUCACUGAGUCGGAUGUCUACAAUAGUUAG
Molecule: messenger RNA, 1578 nt
Organism: Colletotrichum siamense
Lineage: Eukaryota; Fungi; Ascomycota; Sordariomycetes; Glomerellales; Glomerellaceae
Gene: stcS-5
Product: putative sterigmatocystin biosynthesis P450 monooxygenase stcS
Exons: 5
Coding region: 1-1578 (525 amino acids)
Molecular function (GO): iron ion binding; oxidoreductase activity, acting on paired donors, with incorporation or reduction of molecular oxygen; monooxygenase activity
Source: RefSeq, a predicted model, not a curated record